Messenger RNA from Caenorhabditis sp. 36 PRJEB53466, 1247 nucleotides. NCBI's taxonomy places the organism in Eukaryota, Metazoa, Nematoda, Chromadorea, Rhabditida, Rhabditidae. The record is from the annotation of a GenBank genome assembly.
AUGGCUGGAUUGUUACGUACCUUCUUCAAGAGCAAAAAACCUAGAAUUGACGGUGAGAACUGCGACGACUUUGAGGUAGGUGACCUUAUCGGUUUUUUUUCAGUUGCAACAAACAAUUUUUUAGUUCCAGUCGUGUUCCCGUUCGUCGUCCUUCAAAACAGACAGAAAGCCGACUGCCCGCUUCGCCGACGAAAGCAUGCUCCCCGCCACUGCCGCGUAUCACACGGCGAGUGCUCCGAGACUGCGUAGAGGACCGCAGAGCUGUCCGGGAGGAUAUCACGACGAAUCGAUUGAUGAGAGAGCGAGGAAAAGGAGCAGAUCUCGCAAGCAUGACGCCCUCGGACAUGCCGACGAAUUCAUCAUCGACAGUGAUAAGCGCUAUCACAGCCGUCCGGAGCUCAGAAGUCGAAAUUCGCACCGUAAUGCUCCAUCGGACGAGGAAAACGACGAGAAUUACGGUGACGAAUACGAUCGACUGAAUAUGUACGCGCGGAAAAGUCACUUCUAUCAGCAACAAUGGGAAAAUUCGGAGCGGCAGAGACGAGAAGAGAGACGAAAGCAGGAGCAGAUGGAGCGAGAGAAAAAGAGCAUCCAGGACGCGAUGUCGAACAUGGCGAUCUGCAUGGCGUCGGUGCAGCAGUUGGAGCAAGUGAAAAGAGAGAGGGACGAGUAUAAAAGGGAGAUGAUGCGCUACAAAAGCAAGUGCGAAAAGCUCGAGAACAAGUACAAGCAGUUGGAGAACGCGACAAUGUCGCCGAGCUACGGAGCCUUCCAGGUGGCUCCUCGUCACUCCUUCCAGCCGUUCCAGCCUUCUCCGUUCCAGACUCCUCACUUUCCCGCGCCGCUCAGUUUUAACUACCCAACACAUUCGAAUCUGCUGGCGCCAAUCACGUCGACCCUUCUGCCGAAAAAAAGCAGCAAACAGUCUUCUUCUUCUUCGCAACCGGGCUCGAGUUUGCUGCUCAGCCACACACGAACGACGAUCGGAAGCGAUGGAGCAGGAGAAUCACUGGCCAACCCCUGCGACGUCAGUUUCAUGCGCGAUUUUGGAGCAUCGAAUGUGAAAGGUUAGUGAACAGAAUCGACGAACGUUAAAAUAUAACCUCGUUCUAGACUCGAACACACAUAUUCCUGCCGAUGACGACGACGUGGACGAGGUCAGAGACUUCAGAAGCGAGUCGCCGUUCCCAACGCUGAGCACGAUGAGCGGGCUCACACACAGCACGGCGACCACCGACGACUUCUAG